UCCUCCAUCGCAGUCACCCCAGCAUCCUGGCUGACCAAGACCAUGUUUCCCUUCAAGGUGAGCAAGUGGGCGGAGCCUGCCUGCUUCCACUCACUGGUGGUCUCCUCACCCAGCAUUCGCCAGAAGAAACUAAUCCACAAGCUGCAGGAAGAAAAGGUGUUUCGGGAAGAGAUAAGACACUUCCGUGAGAAGAUAGAAGGCUUCAAGGAAGAGAUGCGGAAUUUCCGUGGCAAGAUCUGCGCUUUCAGGGGCCAGAUCUUGGGCAUUUGGGAAGAGGAGAGACCUUUCUGGGAAGAGGAGAAAACCUUCUGGAAAGAGGAAAAAGCCUUCUGGGAAAUGGAGAAAUCUUUCUGGGAAGAAGAGAAAGCCUUUUGGAAAAAGUACCGAAUCUUCUGGAAGGAAGAUAAGGCCUUCUGGAAGGAGGACAAUGCCUUGUGGGAAAGAGACAGGAACCUCCUUCAGGAGGACAAGGCCCUGUGGGGGGUAGAAAAGGCCCUGUGGGAGGAGGAAAGCACCCUUCUGGAGGAGGAGAAGGCCCUCUGGUGGAAGGGGGUGCUCAGGCUGUGGAGAAGCAGAGGCUGGCAGGGGGGCAUUGCAACGUCAUGAGCACAGGAGACGAAGGGCUGGGGGGUCCACACUGCUGGAUUGGGAUUCGAGUCCAGGGUGACCCCAUGUGCUGAAGAAAAUAUGCUCUUAUUUGUCUCCUGGCUUCAAAAGAUCUAAUAAAGUUCUGAGGAGAGGUCUGGAAAACCAACUUCUGUAAGGAGCCCAGCUGCAUUUUUUCAGGUUUUGUGAUUCUCAGAGGUCGUACUCCCGUCCUCCAGGCUGCACUGCUGUCCACAGAGCUUGGUUCCGUGAGCAGCUCCCCGUGAGCGCGGCAUGUGUGGGUGGGUGUAAGUGGAGACCCUGGACUCUCCUGAAAAGAGUCAGAACGGGGAUGGGGGCGAGGGCAAUGCCAGCAAGAGACACGUAGGGACCGGGGGCGGAAAUAUCUCUGCCUCUGCGGAGCUGUGGGGCAGUCAUUUCUCCUCCACUCUGGGCAGUCUUGGAGGCUGGGAGCGGGCUGACAGCUUCCCAGAAAAGGCUGCAGUGCUGUUAACAAUUCAUCUGUGGGUUCCUCACCUGGCAGGCCAUUUAGAACACAGAGGCAGCAUUCCCCCCCAACUCACUCACUCACGGAUCCAGGUUUGCACCAAACUUCUCAACUGCCCAUUCUCCGUAGCGUGAGAAAGGGGCGUGCCAUUAGGCUAAGGCUCUAGAGCUCCGCCCACAAGAGCACUGCCCUUCCCUGAUGGAGUCCUGUGGACCAGGCAGGGCCAUCUGGGAGGUGUCAGGGAGACCUCCCUGCCCCGAUACUCCCAUUCACGCAGGUCUCACAUACCUGUAUUUCUGCAUUAUCAAUUCCCUCCUUUGUGUUUCCCUCAUUCCAUUCACUUAAAAUUAAAAUGCCCCAGGGAGGUAGUACAUUAAAUGAAUGUACACUAAUGUGGUCAGCAAUUUACAUGCCUAACUUCUCCUCUGGGCUUAGACCAUCCAUAUGGGCAUUGGUAUGGAAGGGACCAGAAUGUGGGCAGAAGAAAUGUAAAGGCCAACACCGCCUGCUUCCCCUUUGCUUGGGCCUGGCCCUCACUGUCAUUCACGUAGCAACCUACCUUGCCUUUGUGCAUCCCUUACUAUUUGAUAAGCACGUUCACAUCUGCCAACUCAUGUAAGCUUCACCACAACUCUGUGGGUUGACAGGGAAGGUACAUAAACCCAUUGUACAGGUGAGGAAACAGAGACCUGGAAAAGCAGAGGGACUGCACAUGGCCAGGCAAGUAGCAAAUGGAAGGUCCAGGACUAGAGCUCACAUCGUCUGCCCGUUGGUCCCACUCCUCUUCUAACACAGCCGGGUCCUGGGAUGUGGCUUUAGAGUAGCUCAGCCAAUGGCGGCAUCAGGGCUGCAGGAGCCUAAAGCGCUUGGGGAUUUCACUGUGGUUUGGGGUGGUGGUCGACAAACAGGGAAAGGAGGGGACAGGGUCCGCCUCGGUGUGCCGAGCAGACGUCCGGGUGCAGGAGAGUGGGCCAACUCCAAGAGCCGUCUCCAUGGCUCCGUGCCACUCUGAGAAAGCUGGUGUUCCGUGCAAGGCCUCUGACCCUCAGGAGUCACGGCCAGGGCGCUGGGAGCCGCUUUCUCCUUUGCCACAAACCGAGUUUUGCAUCCUCAGCUCCCAGCAGGCCCCUGGGCAAAGACGUCAGAAGCGGAGGGAAUAAGAUGCUGGUGUAGAGAAUCAGAUUUCAAGGGGAGACAGCUAGGGGCCCUCAUGCAAGGAGACCUGUCCAGUGGCUGGUGUGCAGGAUGGUGGGAACCCCAGUGCAGCAAGAGCUGCAGAUU
Messenger RNA from Aethalodelphis obliquidens (Pacific white-sided dolphin), 2374 nucleotides. RefSeq names its product coiled-coil domain containing 70 (gene CCDC70). NCBI's taxonomy places the organism in Eukaryota, Metazoa, Chordata, Mammalia, Artiodactyla, Delphinidae. The record is from RefSeq and is a predicted model, not a curated record.